Messenger RNA from Leguminivora glycinivorella, 2269 nucleotides. RefSeq names its product zinc finger protein 62 homolog. The record is from RefSeq and is a predicted model, not a curated record. Gene Ontology annotation, biological process: cell fate commitment; regulation of transcription by RNA polymerase II. Gene Ontology annotation, cellular component: cytoplasm; nucleus. The coding region runs from base 160 to 1935 and encodes 591 amino acids. Gene Ontology annotation, molecular function: histone deacetylase binding; DNA-binding transcription factor activity; zinc ion binding. The transcript has 7 exons. NCBI's taxonomy places the organism in Eukaryota, Metazoa, Arthropoda, Insecta, Lepidoptera, Tortricidae.
UUGGUGGUUGUUUCUUGUUUUUUUAUUUCUGACUGGGUGCAGUUAAUAAAUUUAACAUAGAAAUAUGAAGGUAUUUUCAUGCUGCCGGUUCGGCUAGACUGGUAAAUAUCCCAGAGUUCUGAAUUUUUGCUUUAUUUCCGCGGAUAGAAAGCUAUUUCGAUGGCAGAACUUGAAUCUUUGAACCCCGACAGUCGCGUAGGAACCAUUGGGUAUAUUAGUAAAGCUGAUGUGGAAUUGCAUAUAAAGAAGGAGAUUGAAAUAAGUUUCAAACCAGAGCCACACGAAUGCGUUACGUGCUCAAGCCGGGGCCGCGACGGACACGAUAUCUUUAACAGUAAUACGGCUUCCGGCAUUUCAUUGAACGACUUCCUAUACAAGUUUACACGCGUAGACCUCACCUCAGCUGAAAAUUACCCUAAAUAUAUGUGUAAGACAUGUUUUGAACUUAUUAAUGUCUUGGAAGCAGCAGAACUAGAAUAUUUAAAGCUUAAGCAAGCCUUUGAGGACAUCCUUAGAAGAAAUCCCUUAUUUGACACAACAUCCCAUCCUGUUGAACUUGGUGCAGUAAAGACAGAAGUUAUUGACGAAAUCUACAACACAAGGAAUAGAGAUUUGGGACUUGACUCAGAAGAUGAACCACUUGCAGUCACUAAAAAGAAGAGACACCGAAAGCCUGACAAAGCUAAAAAGAAGCUCUCCAAAAGUGCACCUAAAAGAAAGCCAAAGAAUGCUGAUAACAUUGAGAGUUGGCAGUGCAAUGUGUGUGGCAAGAAAGGAGAGAGUGGAGGUAUUGUUGCGGAGGCAGCCCAUAAGUUGGCUGUUCACAGCUUAGUUGCAGCCGCUGCCCCGAGCCUCGAAAAUGUUAAAAGAGAAAAUUCAACAGAUGGGACCCACAGUCCAGAUUAUAGUAAUGGUUUUGAUACUGCUAGUGACAGUUUAUUCAAAAUUGAAAUGGGUGAUUUCGAAGAUGAUGAUGAUGAUGACAGUGACAACUAUAUUCCGGAUGACAUUAGCACAUCUGAGGUGACUCGUAAAAGAUCUCGAAUACUCUCAUCAAAAAAAAGAAAAGGCCAUGGGGAUAAAGUCAUGCAUCAAUGUGACCAGUGUGACCUGAAAUAUUCAUCUAAGGUGCGGCUCCAGCAGCACAAACGCAAGCAUGACGACUCAAAGCCACCGUACAUCUGCGAAGUUUGUGGCGCUCACUACAAGCACAAGCGCGCGUGCGACAUACAUGUCGCUCUUCAUAAAGGUAUUAGCGACUGGAAAUGUGAAGAAUGUAAUAAACUCUUUCCAUCUAAAGGUGCACUGCAUAGACAUAAUAAUAUACACACCGGGAAACCCAACUAUCAGUGCGACCUGUGCGGCAAGUCGUUUAUCCACACGUCGUCGUUCAAGAUGCACAAGCUCUCGCACUCGGGCGUCAAGCCUCACGCGUGCGACGUGUGCGGGCUGGCGCUCAUGACGCGCUCGCACCUCAAGCGGCACAAGCGCGUGCACAGCGGCGAGAAGCGACACGAGUGCCCCAUCUGCGGGAAACGCUUCUCUGAGAGGUACAAUUUGGUAGCUCACAGCAAAUCGCACUCGGGUGAGAGUGCACAGGCGCCGGCGACACCCGGCACGUCACCACCGCGGCGCCGUCUCUUCCGUUGUAAUUUCUGUCAGGAGCGAUUUGAGCGUCGCUACAUGCUUGAGAGACACGUAUCUGUCAUUCACGGACGGACGCUAGAACGUCCUCCACCGACUCCACGUAACACGAUGAGCAAAAUGCUUAAAGCUCAAGCACAAGCGAGACGAUCACCAACUCAUUCAUCUAACGAAACGACUACUAAAGAGGAACCGAGCCCAGAUACCACAGAAAAAAUACCUUCAUCAAGCAGUGCGUGGACCAAUGCUUAUGUCCAGGAAUUCGGAUUGAGACCGGAAUAUCAACAUUGAUUGUUACUUCUUUGUGAGCGAACAGAGUUAGUUACUCUGCCCGCCACACUAGAGAUAGGUAGUUCACUACUUUUAAUGUGAGGAAAUACCAGUCAGUACUCUUACUAAAAACACAUUCAUUCAUAGUUAAUGUGAGUUGUUCACAUAACGGAUUCUACAUUUAUCCGUCGUUAAAUAUUUAAUUGCUGUACAUACAAUUUGUUGAUUUAAAUAGUAGUUACUGAGACCUAUGAAACGAGUUACUCUGACUUAAAAAGAUAUAACGAGUCUUUUACACUCAUGUUACUAUUUUAUGUGGGUAUAUAAACCUAACAUGCAUAUUAACAUGUAACAA